Messenger RNA from Cuscuta campestris, 1402 nucleotides. The record is from the annotation of a GenBank genome assembly. NCBI's taxonomy places the organism in Eukaryota, Viridiplantae, Streptophyta, Magnoliopsida, Solanales, Convolvulaceae.
GAAGAAAAUAUGUCUUCAUAUUUCCUAGGCUCCGGCCUCCGAGCAUGUGUUUUUUUUUUUAAAAAUUUUCCGAGCAUCAUGUUAAAUUCUCAAAAAUGAUGCAAUUGCAUCGACUCCAUUACCCGAGAAUUGGCCUGAAAAUGGCACCCUUCACCAGAUUAGCUUCAAGGGCUCAUGCCACUAAACCUAACCCAAACUCAUAUCAGGAAACUCAGGCGUUUGUUAGGAGAAAGAGGGUUAAAAAGGAAGCAGUUAAGGAGCAUCAUGUUUUAUCAAGAAAUGGCCAUAUAUCAUCUGGCAUACCUGAUAUAGAAGAUUUUUCAUACCAGAAGCCAAAUGUGUUGUCUGCAAAUGGGAAUUUGGAGCUCCUCUAUCCUGUACAUGCUGUGGCUGCUAGAGUUGCUUCUCCCAUUAAACAUGGAGCUUCGGCAGGACCCCCAGACAACUGGGAGAAGGUUCUUGAAGGGAUCCGUGUCAUGAGAUCGUCUGAAUGUGCACCAGUAGAUACAAUGGGAUGCGAGAAGGCUGGAAGUUCUCUUCCACCUAAGGAGAAAAGAUUUGCUGUUCUUGUUAGUGCACUCUUAUCAAGCCAAACCAAGGAUCAAGUUACUCAUGGAGCAAUUCAACGUCUCUUGCAAAACGGACUGCUUGAACCUCAUACAAUUGACAAAGCUGAUGAAGAGACCAUCAAGACCUUGAUUUACCCAGUGGGGUUCUAUACCAGGAAAGCCAUUAACUUGAAAAAAAUUGCAAAAAUAUGUAUUGUGAAGUAUGGUGGCGAUAUUCCUAGCACACUGGAUGAACUACUAAAACUUCCUGGAAUUGGUCCUAAGAUGGCUCAUUUGGCUAUGAAUGUUGCUUGGAACAAUGUCCAAGGAAUAUGUGUCGAUACUCAUGUUCAUCGUAUUUGCAAUAGGCUGGGAUGGGUUUCAAAAGCCGGAACUAACCAGAAAACUUCAUCUCCAGAGGAAACUAGAGUGGCUUUGGAGAAGUGGCUACCAAAGGAGGAGUGGGAUCCAAUAAAUCCACUUUUGGUUGGGUUUGGACAGACAAUAUGUACACCACUGAGACCUCACUGUGAGAAUUGCAAGGUGAAUAACCUCUGCCCUUUUGCUUUUAAGGAGACAUCCAGUCCAUCAUCAUCCAAAUCAAGGAAGCCUCUUUCACAUUACAACUAGUACGUAUUGUUACCGUUUUUUUUUGUUGCUGAAACAUCGAAAGCCUUGGAGUUCAACUGGAUUGUAUAGUCUAGGUCUCCUCUGGCAGCCAUCCGAGAAUUGAUAUUUUGAGAACUGCAAAGCAUUCUCAGUCUGUCCAGUUUUGUAAAAACAAGUGUGUAAUAUAGGUGAAGCCCCUUUAUGCAUCUUUCUUGUUUUGUGUGGGUGAUGCUAUGGAGACCAGU